AUGGACCCCUCUAAUAGUGCCCAGAACAGAGCACCGACGAACACCGAUCCUAGCACCUCGACGCCUGCACCCACCGACGCCCCACAUACUGGUGGAGUGCUUCCCAAAACCCAAGAGUCUCAGAUCCUUGGCCCUCCCAGCACUACCAACGCCAAUGCCACCGCCGCCACUGUCACUCCUACCGACUGGUGGGUAUACCACAUUCCCUCCCCUAGCGCUAGUUACGACGCUGACGAAGACUAUGGUUUCGGCGCAGUAGGAUCUAACGGUGCCGCCCUUGGAGAAAUGGAGGAAGAGACCGCGGAGCCGGAGAGCGUGCCUACCACCAGCACUGCGGGUGCUUCUCGCCGCUCAACAGCCAUGAACAACCCGCGCUGGACUCCGGAGGAGGAGUGCGAGGUGCUCGCCACUUUCAUCGAUCUGGAUGCCGAGAUCCGCGCGCGCACGGGCCGACAGGGGCGCAGCUGGUACCCCCUAGUCCAAUGGGAGUUGUUCGAUCGUGAUCCGGCGUGGAGGCACGACGUUUCUGCGCUGAAGGCGAAGUACAACCGCCUCAAGGAGACAUGGCGUUGUCUCAACGACCGCAUCAAGCGCUUGGGAGAGGGGCGUGUCCAAAACUUGCCGCCCAGCCGUCCCGGUGUAGCACGCCAUGGGACGCACGUGAAGCUCGUGAGGGCGUACGCGGUAUCAGUCACUAGCAUGUAG
Closterium sp. Naga37s-1 is the source of this 705-nucleotide messenger RNA. Lineage: Eukaryota; Viridiplantae; Streptophyta; Zygnematophyceae; Desmidiales; Closteriaceae. The record is from the annotation of a GenBank genome assembly.